AUGCCAAUAAGACCAAAUCUCCAGCAGUUGGAAAAAUGCAUUGAUAAUGCUUUAAGAAAAAAUGAUUUCAAACCUUUGAAAACACUUUUACAAAUUGAUAUUUGUGAAGAUGUGAAGAUUAAAUGCAGCAAACAGUUUUUCCACAAGUUGGAUGACCUUAUGUGCAGGGAGCUGAAUAAAAAGGAUAUCCAAACUGUUUCAACCAUUUUGGUUUCUUUUGGAAGAUGUGGCAAAAAUAUCAGUAUAUUGGGGAAAGCUGGACUUCUAACUAUGAUAAAACAAGGACUAGUACAAAAGAUGGUUACCUGGUUUGAAAAAUCCAAGGAGAUUAUUCUGAGUCAAGGAAAUUCAAAAGAUGAAGCUGUUAUGAUAGAAGACUUAUUUGAGCUUUUGAUGGUCAUACAUGACAUGGAUGAUGAAGGUAGAAGGCAAGUAGUGGAAAGUUUCAUACCUCGAAUUUGUGCCCUGGUUAUUGACUCAAGAGUGAAUAUUUGUAUUCAGCAGGAGGCUCUAAAAAAAAUGAAUGCUAUGCUGGACAAAAUGCCUGAAGAUGCCAGGAAAAUACUCUCUAACCAAGAAAUGUUAAUUCUCAUGAGUAGUAUGGGAGAAAGGAUUUUAGAUGCUGGAGAUUAUGACUUACAAGUGGCUAUCGUAGAAGCUUUAUGUAGAAUGACCCCAGAAGAACAAAGAGAAGAACUGGCAUGUCAGUGGUUUUCAAUGGAUUUUAUUGCUAAUGCAUUUAAAGGAAUUAAAGUCUCUGAAUUUGAAACAGAUUGCAGGAUAUUUCUCAACCUUGUAAAUGGCAUGCUUGGAGACAAAAGAAGGGUCUUUACAUUUCCUUGUUUAUCAGCCUUUCUUGAUAACUAUGAGUUGCAAAUACCAUCAGAUGAAAAACUUGAGGGAUUUUGGAUAGAUUUUAAUCUCGGGAGCCAGACUGUAUCAUUCUACAUUGCCGAAGACAAUGAUAAUCAUCAGUGGGAAGCAGUCACUGUGCCUGAGGAAGAAGUACAGAUAUACAGCAUUGAAGUGAGAGAAUCGAAGAAGCUACUGACUAUAAUUCUGAAAAAUAAAGUAAAAAUUAGUAAAAGAGAAGGGAAAGAAUUGCUUUUGUAUUUUGAUGCAUCGUUAGAAAUCACUAAUGUGACACAAAAAGUUUUUGGUGCAGAUAAGUAUAGGGAAUUUACCAGAAAACAAGGCAUUUCCGUUGCCAAAACAUCUGUGCAUAUUCUUUUUGAUGCAAGUGGAUCACAGAUUCUAGUCCCAGAAAGUCAAAUCUCACCAGUCGAAGAAGAACUUGUUAGUUUGAAAGAAAAAGCUAACCCCCAAGAGGAAUUUGCUAAACCUCCAAAAUGUAUCAAAAACAGUAAUCAAGGAGACAUAAAAAAUAGUCAGCCUAAGAUAAUUACUCCUAGCAAAAGAAAAAUGUCUGAAGCAUCAAUGAUUGUUCCUGGCUCAGAUAGAUACACUGUGAGAAGUCCAAUAUUUUUAGUCAAUACAUCAACACUACGAAGAAGAAGAAUUAAACCACCACUGCAAAUGAUGAGUUCUGCAGAAAAACCUGGUGCUUCUAAAACAUUGGAAAAUGGAGUGGAUAAUGCUGUAUCACUUAAAUCUAGACCAUCUGAAGAAAGAAAUAAAGGAGAUAAUACAGACAAACAUAUCGAAACUGAUAGAGAAAAGACAGAAAAUAAGGACAUUGAAUUCCCAAACCAAAAUUUUAGUGAACUCCAGGAAAUUGUUCCUGAUUCACAGGCAGUGGGAAAAAUAGAUAAACCUGUGUUACCUGGUGUUUUAGACAACAUCUGUGGAAAUAAAAUGCACUUCAAAUGGGCACGUUGGCCACCUAUAACAAAUAUUAAUCUGUGUAAUAACAAAAGAGCAAGUACUUCAUCAGGAGACACAUUUACUCAAGAUAUUGUUAUCAACAAAAAACUUACUAAACAAAAAUCAUCCUCUUCAAUAUCAGAUGAUAAUUCUCAGGAAAUGGGAAAGGUGCAGUAUGGGAAAGAAAUAAUGCAGCAUAACAAAAUACAUAAAGCAGAAGUAGAAGUUUGCAAAAGAAACAAACAACAACAACUAAAUCAUUCUAAACAUUUGGAGGAGAAAAAUACUGAAAAUACAAAGCAGAGUGAUUGGCAUAUUGAAUCUGAAACUACUUUAAAAUCAGUUCUCCUAAAUAAGAAAGUUGAAGAAUCUGUGAUCUGUAGGAAGAAAUACAUACUGUCAAAAGAUGUGAAUACUGCUAUCUGUGAUAAAAGCCCUUCUCCUAGAAAAAAUGCAGAAAGUCAUAGAAAAUCAGGGGAAAGACUGACAUCUGAAUUUAAUUCCUGGGAUUUGAAACAAAAAAAAAUGAGAGAAAAGUCAAAAGGGAAAGGAUUUACUGAUGCAGCAGAAUCUUUGAUAAGCCAAAUUAAUAAGAGAUACAAACCAAAGGAUGGCAUAAAGUCUACAAGAAAAUUAAAGGAGUCUUUGAUUGACAGUGGUUUUUCAAACAAAUCUGAUCUACAGCUCAGUAAGGAAAAGGUUCAGAAAAAAAGUUAUAGACAAUUGAAGACUACUUUUGUUAAUGUUACUGCUGAAUGCCCAUUGAAUGAUGUUUACAAUUUUAAUUUGAAUGGAGCUGAUGAGCCUAUUAUAAAGCUUGGAAUCCAAGAAUUUCAAACUACAGCUAGAGAAACCUGCGUGGAUAGUUCAGUGACACUGUUAGGUUUAAGGAAUCAUGAUGAACUUGAACCUUCUCUCAAAACAAAAGAUAAAAGAACUGUAACUAAUCACAAAAAGAAAAAUCUCUUUAGUGAUAGUGACACAGAAUACAAAUGUGAUGACAGCAAGACCGAUAUUAGCUGGCUAAGAGAACCAAAAUCAAAACCACAGCUAAUAGACUACAGCAGAAAUAAAAACGUGAAGAAACAUAAAAGUGGGAAAUCAAGACCAUCUUUGGAAAGGGGACAGCCAAGAUCUAAAAUGACACCCAACAAAAACAUCACCAAAAAGGUAGAUGAGACAGUUCCAGAGGGGAGAAUGAGACUUCCACGACGAGCCGCAGAAACCAAAAAAAAUUAUAAAGAUCUCUCAAAUUCAGAAUCAGAGAGUGAACAAGAAUUUUCACAUUCAUUUAAAGAGAUAGUAAAGGAGAAGAUCCAUUCCAGACGCAAAACCAUGAAACUGCCAAAGAAACAGCAGAAUCCCUUCACUGCCGAAACACAAGAGGAUGUAUCAAAAGAAUGGAAAAACUCACCUCUACUGAAAGAUACUAUAAGAGAUAAUAACCUUGAUCUAUCUCCUGUAACUUUAUCUGGGAAUCCGUCAUCUAUAGAAGUAAUGAGAUGUAUAGAGAAAAUAACAGAAAGGGAUUUUUCUCAGGACUAUGGCUGUAUAACAAAAUCAGUAUCACCAUAUCCAAAAAUUUCAUCACCUGAAUCCUUAAACAGUGGAGAUGGAAGUCCAGUAAAGUCACCCAAGAACAGUGAGAAGAAUUUACUAUGUACAAGAGAAAGUUGCUCACCAAUUCCACGAUCAUUCUUUUUGGUAAGGCAUAGCCCAGUUAAGAAUAAUACCAUUGUGAAUAGAAACAAUGUAAAUUCUGUGGUACAGAAAUACAAAAAUUGCAACAGCUAUUCAGAUGUAAGCAGUUACAGUUCAGAAAAAAUUUAUGGAAAUUGAACCUCCACAUAAGAAAAUCAUAUUUGAAGCAAAAGAGGGGAAAGUCAUUCAGCAUCUCCAUUAUCCAUGUCUAGUGAAGGAAGAGGGAAAAUAUGGUGUGGCAUGUCCUAUGACUCCACUCAUGUAUCAGGCCCUACACAACAUCUUAGUCGCAAACGAAUGUACAUAGAAGACAAUCUAAGUAAUCCUGGUGAAGCAGAAUUGGAAGAAGAAGAAGAAGAAAGAGCAAACUUGCUUCCCAAGAAAGUGUCUAAAGGAGAAGGUGCAGAUCAUCACACUUGGAAAGUGUCUGAAAGUUUAUCUCCAUUAUCAACAAAUGACUUUUGUAUUCCUGGGGAGAACUGGGAAACUGAAAUUUCAGGUAUAGGGACGAUGUGUGAGGAGUUCAAUACAGAAUUUAGGAGGAAAGUUCAUAUCCGCCACAAAAUGAUGGAUUAUUUUACUAAACAGUCUUGGAAAACGGCUCAACAACAUAUAAAAACAGUGGACCAUCAGAUUCAGGAGUAUAGGAUCAAAAAACUUGACAAAUUCCAACUCAUCAUCAUAGAGGAGCUGGAGAAUUUUGAAAAAGAUUCACAGUCUUUAAAAGAUUUGGAGAAGGAAUUUGUGGGCUUUUGGGAAAAGGUAUUUCAGAAGUUCAGUGCCUAUCAUAAAAGUGAACAGCAGAGACUUCACCUUUUAAAAGCUUCAUUGGAAAAGAAUGUCUUCUACAACACUGAUUAUGAAGAAACUAUUUUUACAUCUGAGAUGUGUUUGAUGAAAGAAAACAUGAAAAUGCUGCAAGACAGACUUCUUAAGGAAAUGCAAGAAGAGCAGCUUCUUAAUGUACGCAGAGGAUUGAUGUCAUUAUUCAUGGCUCAUGAAAGAAACAAUGUGUGAUGUCUAGUUGUUAUCAACAAGUUUUAUCCAGUUAUUCCUUUGUGUGUAUAGCUGGGGAAUACCAGAGUAGCUCUACAAAGAAAAUACAUGUCACCCAGGCAAGAGUACCUUUGUAGGAACCUCUGAAUUCAAAGAAAUGUCCUCUAAUGGAUGAGAAAGAACCUACAGUCACUAUAACAUGAGUCUUGAGACCCAAAGAAGACUUUUGUCUGUACGAUACUAUUUUUUUUAGAAAGCUUUGGGAAACCAAUCAGUAAACAGUAAAAGAAAUUGGCUUGUUUUUAUAGUAAUAUUUGCAGGAGACAAAUAUUGCCAAGUUAACUAUACUCAUAAACUAAUAAACUAAAAUUAUCAUAUAAAAUAUAUUUUAAAAGUCUGAACUAAAGUAUUAUUAAAAUUUACUAGUUCAGAAUAUACUACAAGUAAUAAAAAUUUAGUGAUGCAUAGAAGGGGGAGGAGUCUGAUUUAAAAUGCUUCCCUGAGUGUAAAUCACUACUUUCAGCACACUGUUGGAGAGUAUAUUUAUUCAGUUAUGGCUCCAUUGUAUUAGAAGGCACUAACUAGCCUAAAAUAGUUAACAUGUCUCUCUAGAAUUAAAAUGGUAUUAACUCGCAGCAGGCUGUUUUGACAAGUACUUUUU
This is a messenger RNA of Lagenorhynchus albirostris (white-beaked dolphin), 5182 nucleotides long. It is a transcript of the gene SYCP2, whose product is annotated as synaptonemal complex protein 2. NCBI's taxonomy places the organism in Eukaryota, Metazoa, Chordata, Mammalia, Artiodactyla, Delphinidae. The record is from RefSeq and is a predicted model, not a curated record. The transcript has 44 exons.